Messenger RNA from Hibiscus syriacus, 719 nucleotides. RefSeq lists its product as uncharacterized. Gene Ontology annotation, molecular function: structural constituent of ribosome. Gene Ontology annotation, biological process: translation. Bases 51 to 482 code for a protein of 143 amino acids. Gene Ontology annotation, cellular component: ribosome; mitochondrial large ribosomal subunit. Lineage: Eukaryota; Viridiplantae; Streptophyta; Magnoliopsida; Malvales; Malvaceae. The record is from RefSeq and is a predicted model, not a curated record. The transcript is spliced from 3 exons.
GGGUUUUAGCACAAAAACCAAUUCUUCAACUGAGAAAAAGAGAGCAAAAAAUGGCGACGAAAUCCCUAAUUAGAAACGGGGCCUUGUUGAUGAAUCGAGUGUUCGCGAAUCAAUUCAUGAACCCGAACCCGGUUACAAAUCAUCGGGUAGUGAAUCAAGGCUUGCAAAUCACUCCCCAGCUGUUCCCAUCUCUCUCAAAGCCGAAACCCUCUCUCCAUUUGACUCAAAACGACGCCGAUUCUAUCUCUCAAGUCUCUUCUAUGGGGUUUCUUUAUCCCACUGGCCUCCCUUCUCUCCGCUUCUUCUUGCCCGACGGAGAUUCAUCAAGUGAGCCAAUGCUCUGUUUCCCCAAGAGAACAUAUCAGCCUAGUACCAUCAAGCGCAAAAGGAAUCAUGGUUUUUUCGCUCGCAAGGCAACAAAGGGUGGCAGAAGAGUCAUCGCUCGAAGAAUAGCAAAGGGUCGUUCAAGAAUUACUGCUUAAAAUCUGGAUCUUCUGCGAUGUUUUCAUCAGAAUUAAAAUCUAGAAGCUACCUGAAAUUGGGUACAACUAUGCAAUUUCACCUUUGCUUAAUUCCAUUGACUCUGCCUUUUCUUUGUUCAGAUAGAUGUAUGCCAAUUUUUAGAUUGUCUUUUUGGUACACAAACUUUUGCAAGUUGUUAGUAAGUUCUGAAAAUGCUUGUCAUUUUGUUAUUUAUAAUGUAGCUGCAUUUCGAUUGA